Messenger RNA from Myotis brandtii (Brandt's bat), 2000 nucleotides. Its product is annotated as multiple PDZ domain protein. The transcript is spliced from 16 exons. NCBI's taxonomy places the organism in Eukaryota, Metazoa, Chordata, Mammalia, Chiroptera, Vespertilionidae. Gene Ontology annotation, molecular function: protein binding. The annotation marks the transcript as partial. The record is from RefSeq and is a predicted model, not a curated record.
GCUGAACCAAGUGUUGCCACUUCCGAUGCAGCUGUGGACUUCAGUUCAUUUACAAACGUGCAACAUCUGGAGCUUCCCAAGGAUCAAGGGGGUUUGGGCAUUGCUAUCAGUGAAGAAGACACACUUAGAGGAGUCAUCAUAAAGAGUCUGACAGAGCACGGGGUCGCGGCCAAGGAUGGGCGGCUCAAAGUUGGAGAUCAGAUCUUGGCUAUCGAUGAUGAAGUUGUUGUUGGCUAUCCUGUUGAAAAGUUUAUCAGCCUUUUGAAAACAGCAAAGACAACAGUGAAACUUACCUUUCGGGCCGAGAAUCCAGAAUCCCAGGCUGUUGCUUCAGCAGCUGGUACAUCCAAUGGUGAAAAAAAGAACAGUUCCCAGGCUCUGAUGGUCCCACCACCUGGCUCCCCGGAACCGGAGCCCGUCCGAAGUACAAGCAGGUCGUCAACACCAGCAGUCUUUGCUUCUGAUCCUACAACCUGCCCCAUUAUCCCGGGCUGCGAAACAACAAUUGAGAUUUCCAAAGGGCGGACAGGGCUGGGCCUGAGCAUUGUCGGGGGGGCCGACACCCUGCUGGGUGCCAUUAUUAUCCAUGAAGUGUAUGAGGAAGGAGCAGCAUGUAAAGAUGGAAGACUGUGGGCUGGAGAUCAGAUUUUAGAGGUGAAUGGCAUUGACUUGAGAAAGGCCACGCAUGAUGAAGCAAUAAAUGUCCUGAGACAGACACCACAAAGAGUGCGCCUGACACUCUACAGAGAUGAGGCCCCAUACAAAGAGGAGGACGUUUGUGACACCCUCACCGUUGAGCUGCAGAAGAAGCCGGGGAAAGGCCUGGGAUUAAGUAUUGUUGGUAAAAGAAAUGACACUGGCGUCUUUGUAUCAGACAUUGUCAAAGGAGGAAUUGCAGAUGCUGAUGGAAGACUGAUGCAGGGAGACCAGAUACUGAUGGUGAAUGGAGAAGAUGUCCGUAAUGCCACACAGGAAGCUGUUGCCGCUUUGCUAAAGUGUUCCCUAGGCACAGUGACCUUGGAAGUGGGAAGAAUCAAAGCUGGACCAUUCCAUUCAGAGAGGAGGCCCUCUCAGAGCAGCCAGAUGAGCGAAUGCAGCCUGUCGUCUUUCACGUUCCCGCUGUCUGGGUCCAGUGCCUCCGAGUCGCUGGAAAGCAGCUCAAAGAAGAACGCAUUGGCAUCAGAAAUACAGGGAUUAAGAACAGUUGAAAUAAAAAAGGGGCCUGCUGAUUCACUGGGAGUCAGCAUUGCUGGAGGAGUGGGCAGCCCGCUUGGUGACGUUCCUGUAUUUAUUGCAAUGAUGCACCCAAAUGGGGUGGCAGCUCAGACCCAGAAACUCAGAGUUGGGGAUAGGAUUGUCACUAUUGGUGGCACUUCCACUGAGGGGAUGACUCACACCCAAGCAGUUAACUUACUGAAAAGUGCUUCUGGCUCCAUCGAAAUGCAGGUGGUGGCUGGGGGAGAUGUGAGUGUGGUCACAGGGCACCAGCAGGAGCCUGCCAGUUCCAGUCUUCCUUUGACUGGGUUGACGUCAAGCAGUAUAUUUCAGGAUGACCUAGGACCUCCACAGUGUAAGUCUAUUACACUGGACCGAGGACCAGAUGGCUUGGGCUUCAGUAUAGUAGGAGGGUACGGCAGCCCUCACGGAGACUUACCCAUUUACGUUAAAACAGUAUUUGCGAAGGGAGCAGCCUCCGAGGAUGGGCGUCUGAAAAGGGGCGAUCAGAUCAUCGCCGUCAAUGGGCAGAGUCUGGAAGGGGUGACCCACGAAGAAGCCGUGGCCAUCCUGAAGCGGACGAAAGGCACGGUCACCCUGACGGUUCUCUCCUGAAGCGGCCGCCAGAGUCGAGCCAACGCAACCCCUCGCUCCCACCCCAGCCUGCGGGGAGAACAGAACUGGCCCUGCGGGUGCCUCUCCCAUGCUGUGUUCCUCGUGCUCUCCAAGGCUGUAGGGAAGCCACCAUUCACAUGUGUCACUCUCACGUGCCACUGGUUUUAUAG